Cottoperca gobio is the source of this 2588-nucleotide messenger RNA. RefSeq names its product transmembrane protein 108 (gene tmem108). NCBI's taxonomy places the organism in Eukaryota, Metazoa, Chordata, Actinopteri, Perciformes, Bovichtidae. Gene Ontology annotation, cellular component: endosome membrane; early endosome; axon. Gene Ontology annotation, biological process: retrograde axonal transport; postsynaptic density organization; dendrite extension. The transcript has 5 exons. The coding region runs from base 725 to 2317 and encodes 530 amino acids. The record is from RefSeq and is a predicted model, not a curated record.
CAACAGGUGUGCAUUGGGCUAAUCUCCCACUUUGCUGACUGGCAGGCGGCCAAGGGUUGAGAUUCAUUGACGCUUUACUUGGUCAUUCAGCCUCUCCUGUAAGGUAACUUUAAGGUGUUCUUGUCGGGACAGUUGAGAUUUCAGCACAGGGAGAGCACGACUCUCCGAACAGGGAGGGAAACUCUGCAGCAGUGCUCAUUAACAUUCCCUGUCCGUACACUCACCACGAAAACCUCCUUUAGUGGGUGGCACCGCCGGCGUCCUGCGCGCCUCUUUAAUUGCGCACCACGCAUUAACGAGCGAUCACGGACUGAUCAGCAGUGGCCGCGCGCAUCACGCUGCCUUGAGCCUGAGAGAUUGCUUCAUGUCCCGCUAUUUACGGUGUCAAGGCUGAGGGAGGAAAAAGUGGGCGCAGAGUCCCAGAGGUCCGGCAAAGGGUGGUGCCCUACGCAUCUCAUCCAGCGGCUGGACACGCCGUGCGGCGACCUACAGUGACACGGUGCGCUCCUGCAGUGGGCUUCACUUGGCUUCUUGUUGCAGCUCAUGAUUGUGACAUUUCUCGGUGGGGACUGACAACAUGUGCGCCUGGAUGGUGUAAAGUGUGACACAGCGGCUUUGGGGUUUCAUUUCUCUCGGAUACGCCAAGUACCCGACGUUACGGCGCACCUUGUGUAUAAUAGAGAACCAUGAGCACUGUGGAGGAGGAACCGGAUCACAUGAUACCAUGAAGACAAGCCUGCAGGUUCUGCGCUGCCAGCUGCUGAGUGUUCUAGCAUUCCUAGCACUGUCAGUAGGGCUGGUGUCAUCAGCUCAGGAGCUGUACCUCAGCCAGACUUCCCAGGUCUCCAUGGCAGCCGCCCACAGCAGCAGCCCCCUUUCUGCCCCCAAACCCCUCCCCCUGGAUUGGCAUCAGGAAGGCUCCAGUAGCGGGGAAUGGGCAUCCAAAGGAGGCACUCAACCUUUAAACAUCAUCCUCCCUACUGUCGUCCUCCACCCUUUGGCAGCCUUGCUUCACACAACCCAAACUUCCAGCCUGGCUCAUGACAACUCUCCCAUUCAUGACACAAAUACUAAUACCCCAAACACUGUGAGUACUGAAAGUCAUGUGAAUCAGCCCCUGGAGCCGAGCUCUGAUAUUGUAAACCAAGGCCACAUGCACAAAUUGGUACCUCAAGUCCAUAACCCAGUUACUAUCAGCACUAAGCAGGCCAGCAGCAGCAUAGUGGCCCCACAUAUAGAUGUGGAAUCUAUUUCCAGAGGAGCUCCAAAUCCCCCGGCCCCUCUGUCCAGCUCCGGAUCAGACAGAGGAGAUACGCUCGCUCCACAUCCCGUAGAGCCUCAGAAGUUGAGCGUGGAUGAACCGACCAACUCCGGCGGGCAGCAUGUUCCAGAUCUGGAGCGCCCUUCCUUUUCCUCUUCAUCGAUGAAUGCUGACCAUGCACUAGGCCCGAAACUCAGGCAGCAUGCUGGGGGCGCCCUAGAUAUGUCCGCACACCACGCCAUCACCCUGAGGGAGGUGCAUGGCGUGAACGAGCCCCCCACUAAUGAACUGGUGAUGGAGACAAAGGAAGGGUCCGUGACUGCAGUGGAGAGCCCACCUGAGAAGCUAACUUCCACCGCGUCCCCUCCAGUGCUGUCCACUGAGCCCAGCCUCAACACACAGAAUCCAACAAUCAUCCUACACAACCUCACUGCACCCAACGAGACCACCACUGAGGAGGGUCCUGCUCAUGUUGUUCAAGGUAACGGCACAGACAAUGCCCCUCUUGCUCACUGGUUGGGGAAUGUGACUGCAUUUGGAGGGCUGCUCUCCAACAGCAGCUCAGUCGAGGAGGCGCCUGCUCAGGGGAACAGCUCAGAGCCCUCCUCCACAGACAGCGGGAACUUCCUGAACAGGCAGGUGCCGGCCACUACCCAGGACCCCUGGACGCCAGGCAACAGCUCAGACCCUACCGUGGACUCCCCGCCGUCCCGCGUGACCAUCUGCUUGACCAGGAUAGACAUUGUGUGGAUCGUGCUGGCCAUUAGUGUGCCUGUGUCCUCUUGCUCUGUGCUUUUGACUGUGUGCUGUAUGAGGAGGAAGAAGAAGUCUUCAAGUCAGGAGAACAACCUCAGCUACUGGAACAACGCCAUCACCAUGGACUACUUCAGCAGGCACGCUGUGGAGCUGCCCAGAGAGAUUCACACUCUAGAGAGCGAGGAUCAUGACACCUGUCUACCCCCUAAUGGAGACUACAGUGGCAGCAGCGUCAUCCUGGUUAACCCUUUCUGCCAGGAGACCCUCUUCAUCAACAGAGACAAAGCUUCCGCCAUCUAGAGACAGAAAGAAAGAGAGACGCUGUCGGAUUCUCCUCUUCUACUCCCCCUGCUGUUGUUGUCUAUUUUAUAAAUGUGGUAAAUAUUCAGAGACUUUGACUUUAUACUGUAUAUGACGAACACAAAGAGGCAACCUGAAAGAGGAGUGAUGUAAGCAGACACUAUUUACUAUGAGGAUGCACCUGAAUAUUUUUCUGAUGUACAUUUUCUACAAAAGGCUUAAUUGUGAUAAAAAAAAAAAGGUUUUUAUUGUCUUUAUAAAAUACAGAGUA